This is a messenger RNA of Kwoniella shivajii, 693 nucleotides long. RefSeq lists its product as uncharacterized. Bases 1 to 693 code for a protein of 230 amino acids. The record is from RefSeq and is a predicted model, not a curated record. Gene Ontology annotation, cellular component: UDP-N-acetylglucosamine transferase complex. The transcript has 4 exons. Gene Ontology annotation, molecular function: N-acetylglucosaminyldiphosphodolichol N-acetylglucosaminyltransferase activity. Lineage: Eukaryota; Fungi; Basidiomycota; Tremellomycetes; Tremellales; Cryptococcaceae. Gene Ontology annotation, biological process: dolichol-linked oligosaccharide biosynthetic process.
AUGCUCGUCACCAUCUUCUGUGGUAUAGCCACAUCGGUCAUCUUUCUUGCCCUGAGAAUAUAUACCAUUCUGCCAUCCAGGAGUAAGUCUGGUCAUCGUUCAGUCAAACAAAAUCCAAAUUCGACAUGUUCGAUAGCUGUAUUCUUAGGAUCAGGGGGUCAUACGAGUGAAAUGCGAUCACUAGUUUCGACUUUACCCUUCGAACGUUAUCAACCUAGAACGUACAUAUAUUGUCACGGCGACGAGAUGUCAUUGAGAUCGAUAUCAAACCUCGAAAGCGGGAAAGGAACCAUAAUCAAUGAGUCUUCAUACAACCUUCUUCCAUUACCCCGAGCAAGGAAAGUUGCGGAACCGUUAUCGUCCACCAUGAUUUCAGCAUCAAAAACACUUUUCGCAUCUUUAUGGAUUAUGUUCCUAUUCCCUUUGCUGCAAAACCCUGGUAGACCUUUUGCAGAUGUGUUACUGAUCAAUGGACCUGGAACUUGCGUCGUAUUGGUAUUGGUAUCUUGGAUAAGAAGAAUCCUUGGACUUUCACACACCAAGAUAAUAUAUGUUGAAUCGCUCGCUAGGGUAAAAUCGCUGUCAUUGAGUGGGAAACUGGUCAGACCAUUUGUCGAUAAAUUCAUAGUACAGUGGCCUGAGGCUGGAGGAAAAGGAGAUAAAGCAGCUGAAUGCAAAGGUUGGCUUGUAUGA